Molecule: messenger RNA, 360 nt
Organism: Parascedosporium putredinis
Lineage: Eukaryota; Fungi; Ascomycota; Sordariomycetes; Microascales; Microascaceae
Source: the annotation of a GenBank genome assembly
AUGCGUUUCUCCACCUUGCUCGCCCUCGGCCUCCCCAUCGCCGCCCUCGCCGCCCCUUCGGCCAACCCUAACCCCGAGGCCGACGCCAUCCUUGCCAAGUCCGAGAUCGUUGCCGGCUCGGCCGAGAGCGCCAUCGAGGCGCGCGCCGCCGUCUACUUCAACGUUUGCAUUGUAACAGCCAGCGCUCUCAAAUACCGCACCUGCGCUAGCACCAGCUGCGCGGCCGUUGGGCAGUAUUCCAAGGGCAAGAAGCUCAAUACCUACCUGACAAAGAUCUCGCCCACUCCUGCCUGGGUUCAUCUGAAGAACGGAUACUGGGUCUCGGGCAAGUACUGCCAGGCCUACAGCGGUCCUCUUUAA